UCCUACAGAGCUUCCGUAGCCGUCAUGGCGUUCCUGGUAGAAGUUGUGUUUGCGGUUUUAAUUUUAUGCUUGUUAAUUAUUAUCCGGUUAUAUAUAGUUGUGAAGACUGGAUCAAAAUAUCAACCUGGAGCUAAAGGCCCGGUCGCUGUUCUUGUCGUUGCGGGAUCAGGCGGUCACACCUCAGAGAUCCUGCGGCUGAUGGAGGGCCUUUCUGCAGGGUACAGGCCUCGGCACUAUGUUAUCGCAGACACUGACAGGAUGAGUGAGGAGAAAAUCUGCACCUUUGAAAGCUCUAAACAACACUCAGACUCUGAGUCGCAGUUCACCAUCUGCCGGAUCCCACGGAGCCGAGAGGUGCAUCAGUCUUGGAGUUCCUCUGUUAUCAGCACCCUGAACGCCCUGCGCUACUCCCUUCCUCUGGUGUUCAGACUCAGACCUGACAUGGUGCUGUGUAACGGCCCUGGGACCUGCGUUCCCCUGUGUGUGGCAGGACUACUGCUUGGAAUUCUGGGAAUGAAGAAAGUCCUGAUAGUUUAUGUUGAAAGCAUUUGCCGGGUGCAGACGCUGUCACUCACGGGGAAGAUCCUGUACCCCAUAUCGGACUAUUUCUUUGUACAGUGGUCCCCUCUGAGGGACAAAUACCCCAAGUCCAUUUUCCUUGGAAGGAUAGUGUGAAAAUGUCUGUUACCUAAAUACACAAAUGUAAGAUCAAAUAUGUUGUAAUGCUCAUGGAUAAAUACUAUUUUUUAUUGUUGAA
Molecule: messenger RNA, 757 nt
Organism: Morone saxatilis (striped sea-bass)
Lineage: Eukaryota; Metazoa; Chordata; Actinopteri; Moronidae
Gene: alg14
Product: ALG14 UDP-N-acetylglucosaminyltransferase subunit
Exons: 4
Coding region: 25-675 (216 amino acids)
Biological process (GO): dolichol-linked oligosaccharide biosynthetic process
Cellular component (GO): UDP-N-acetylglucosamine transferase complex
Source: RefSeq, a predicted model, not a curated record